Molecule: messenger RNA, 4034 nt
Organism: Ostrea edulis (European flat oyster)
Lineage: Eukaryota; Metazoa; Mollusca; Bivalvia; Ostreida; Ostreidae
Product: transient receptor potential cation channel subfamily M member 2-like
Exons: 22
Coding region: 460-3555 (1031 amino acids)
Biological process (GO): calcium ion transmembrane transport
Cellular component (GO): membrane
Molecular function (GO): ligand-gated calcium channel activity
Source: RefSeq, a predicted model, not a curated record
ACACAACGUUAGUGUCAUGUGUAGUCAGCACGAUAUUGUGCAACAGACUUAACCAAUAAAAGGAUUUUCUAUACUAACUGUUAGAAAUUUAAAUAUCCAUGCACAGAACAAAAAUGUUACCAAAAAAGUCAGAACUUUGAUAUUGAAUUCAUUAUAAAAAAAAAAGAGAAAGACAAGGGAUUGAUUAUUUUUGUAUGUCUUGUAUGCACAUCUCGGAGCAGGAAAAAAAAUCCCGCAUGUGCAAUAGUAGAAAGUGUGAUCCAAAGAAAUGAAUUUAUGAACUAUUUUAGUUAGCCAGUGUGAACAUACGUGUCCCUUUCCCUCUCUCCAAAAGGACAGGCGACAACCAAUCUCGGAAGUGAACGAUUUCAUGUCCCAACAGGCGAGUGCGGAAGGCAGGAUUCGAUGUGAAAGAACCCGGUGGUGAAGUGAGAAAGUAGAGAAAAAAGAAAACUAAAGAUGUCUGACGUACAAGGUUCUUGGGACAGAAUAAAGGGCAAAGUGAAGAGCACCCCGACUAUGGUGUUUUCCGUCAUUGGUGAUUCCGACAGCUUUGUCCCCAGACCCUGGGCCAAAACAGUGUUCCAGACAGCACUGAUAGAGGCGGCUAAAAAUGGAGGGGAAUCGUGGAUAUUAUACCGAGGUCAUGACAGUGGGUUGUCCGAUAUCGUACACGAGGCUUAUAUAAAUUAUGGAGACAUGGAAUUCGGAACAGAAAACGACACGAAGCCAAUGGAGGACGAGGAACGACACGUGAAACUCAUCAGCAUUGGGGGGAAUGAAGUCAACCCCCUAAAGGGAAACGGAAAUGACGUAGAGACGAUCAGCAUAACCACGCCAAUAGAAUACAGGGAAACGUCGGGCGCGGGAGAGGAUUUUUUGUUAAAGUUUGAAAAGUUUGUUUCUGAACAAGAAGUAUCUUUCUUCAGUCAAAAAAUGGAUUUCAGAAUGCCUGUUCCCAUAGCAAUCAUUGUUUGUGAAGGCGAUAUCGAAACCAUUGCGCACAUAUCCGCGGCAGUGGAAAAGAAACUUCCUGUGAUCAUAAUGAAAGGCUCAGGAAAAGCUGCAGAUUUGGUAUUGGACUACCUGGAAAACCCAGAAUUAUUGAGGAAGAAGGCCAGCUUGUUGUUUGGGAUACGCUUUGACGACAACAACUACGACAAGUUGACGGAAUACCUGAAGACAAUUAAAAACAAAGAAGAUUUGAUUGGUGUUUUCGAUGUGGACAAUGACGAUCCAUUGAUGCUGUCAAACAUUGUUGGUGAAGCUGUCGUCAGUUGCUGGGCCAUGGAGAAAAUUCUGACGGAAGAAAUUAAAAAUAAUGAGCCCCCUAAAUAUGAGGAUCGUCCCAGGACAGCAUUUCCGAACUCCAAAAUGAAUGGUCUCACGAUGUCCGGCUCCUCAGUGGCCUGGAAACUACUAAAAAGAAAUUCGGUGAAGCCUGAGGAGAUAACGAUGAAGCAGCUAUUGGGGGACUACCAGAAAGAGUCCAGACCUUAUGUACUGAACCCGAAGUACGCUUCUCCUACGUCACUUCCGCUUUACUUCUACUUUGGAUACCAGCUUCUUCAGGAAUCAGAAGUAUUGAAGCAAAGUGGUCAUAUUUUGCUUUUUGAAGCACUGAAAGCUAACCGCUGUGACUAUGUGAGAGUUUUAUUGGAUCAAGGAGUGAAAUUUAAACUUGCCAACUUGCCAGAAUUGUAUGAACAGACUGUGUCCUGUAAAGACUGUAAGUUUAAAGAAGAUGACUGUCUCCACAUGCAGUGGAUAUUGAAGCAAAUCCAAGAGACCCACGCUAAGGCAUUAUGUCAUAAACACAAAAGAAUUAUGAAGAAACUAAAAGAGGCAGAAAAAGACAAUGAAAAAGAGAAAAUAAACAUAUAUAAAGACAAAGAGAAAGAAUUACACACGUCAGUUGCAGACGCAGGCAAAGGGUUAUGCCGCAAGAUUUUGAGAUAUAAAGGCACGAUAGUGGCAUCAAACGGAAAUUACAAUGGGGGCAAAGAAGAUGGGGAUAUUUCGGAUCUGUUGCUUUGGGCUAUAUUUGCCAACAGAAAAGAACUAGCGGAGAUUUGCUGGCUACGAGGCGAAGAUCAUUUAUUGACAGGUUUAGUAUGCUCAGCUGUGCUACAUAAGUUAGCUAACAAGGCAAAUAAUGUGAAAGAACAAAUCCUAUCAAGCGAGUUGGAGGAACAUUCAAAAUUGUUUGAGCAACGCUGCAUAGCAAUCAUGGACCGCAUGUACGAAGAGAACACGAAACACGCCAUUGAUCUGAUGGAUGAUGAGGCCGUGAUCUGGGGAAUAACAUCCAGUCCUUUGACCUUUGCGUAUGAAAACUUCAUGUAUGACGUAGUGGCGCACACGUGUUCUCAGAAGAAUAUGAAUAAACAGUGGUACAACAAUCUCGCCCCGGACCUAAUGCCAUUUUUAAAAUCUGCGUUUAGAAAACCUAAGAAGUUCUUUACAGCACCAUUGACAAAAUACGUUUACAACUACAUAAUGUUCUUUUCUAUGUUGGUGAUGUACAGUGCUUUUGUACUGACCAGUAUCAGCACUGAGUAUUACGUCCAGGACAUCGCCAGAGUCUUUGAAUAUUAUGUGUAUUUCUGGGGUGCGGGCGAUUUUAUUGAGGAACUCAUCAGCUGUUUUGGAUGUCUGGAUGCAAAGGGUCGUUCACAUCGUGGAUACUACUCCCGGAUGAAGAGAUACCUGUAUGACUUCUGGAAUGUGGUGGAUCUUUUGUCGUACGCCUUGCUGAUUACUGCCUUGUUUGUGCGUCACAUGCACCCCUCCGAAACCUUUACCGUCGCCAGGAGAAUGUUUUCGUUAUCCCUGCUGGUUAUGUAUUUAAGAUUUCUGGAAGUAUUUCUCAUCCACAGACGAUUGGGACCCACUCUGAUUAUGAUAAAGGAAAUGUUGAAGGAUCUGUUUGGAUUCCUGUUCGUGGCGGUCUUUAUUGUGAUAGGAGUUGGGAUUUACUACCAUGCGAACCUCUGGCCGGAUUAUCAGGGCAUGUGGGAUGGUGACUGGACGAAGUGGAGAAUUUGGCAAAUUAUUUACUACCCCUAUUUUCAACUCUACGGAGAGUUAUUCAAUGACUUUCUGGAAGGCAAAGACCUAUCAGACUGUUCUCACAAUACUUCGGUGUGGCAGUCCGACUCUUCCAUUGAACGUUGUCCUCAAGAAGACUGGACAGUGUUAGGCGUUUCAGCAAUUUACAUGUUAUUCUCUAAUCUUGUGUUGGUCAACCUCGUUAUUGCCAUGUUUAGCUACACAUUUGAACGAGUUCAAGAAAACUCCGAAAAAUUGUGGAGGUUUGAGAGGUAUACCGUCAUCAAUGACUACGAAUGGAGGAUUCCUUCUCCUAUCAACCUUGCAUUCCUUCCUUAUCGUUUUUGCUGCUGCCCAGGCAGGAAAGGGUGUUGCCUAUAUAAGUGCAGAGAAAGUUGCUGCCCAAAGCAAGUAAAGAAAGAACAAGAGGAAAAUAAAAAAGCCCGGAAGUUCCGUAGAAACUUUCAGAGGAUAACAGCAUUCAGAAUUCGCAAUAAACUGUAGGGAGGAAGUGCAUUGUCGUAACGUAUUACCAUGCAGUUAUAAAAAAGACAAUACGUUCUGCGAAUUUGAAACGUUUGGAAUUUAAGGUUUGAAGACAACGUUAUGUUACAUGAUGUGAGUGCGUGAAAUUCCAUUCGAGUUACGUAACGACUGCACGAUAUUUAGAUUCUCCCAAUACAAAACGAGACAUAGAUUACAAAGAAUACGACGAGUUCUAUCAUAAGGAACUCUGAAUGUUUGAGAUUAUUUUGAACUGAAAUCGUAUAACAAUUUAUCUAUUGCUUUACGCUGUGAUGUGAAUGAUUCCGUCCUGAUAAAAUUGCAUAAUUGUAGUAAAAAUGGAAUAUCAUUGUAAUAUGUUUUUUAUUUAUGAAUUUCAAUAGAUACGCUGUACAGUUUUAGGUGUCAUGAAACAUGUCUGUAAGUUUAAUGCAAAUAUGUUUGUAGCAGAUAAACACUGGAUAUAAAAAUUAUGUCUA